Messenger RNA from Juglans regia (Persian walnut), 2481 nucleotides. RefSeq lists its product as uncharacterized. NCBI's taxonomy places the organism in Eukaryota, Viridiplantae, Streptophyta, Magnoliopsida, Fagales, Juglandaceae. The record is from RefSeq and is a predicted model, not a curated record. Bases 541 to 2358 code for a protein of 605 amino acids. The transcript is spliced from 14 exons.
CAAUGUCGUGUCGUGUGGUUCAUUUCUGUCCUCAAAAUAAGUUUUGUAGACAAAUAAACAAACACAUAACUGACUGACUGAAGACACGGCUGAGAGCCUGAGGCAAAUUUGUUGCAUUAAUUAUUCGCCACACAAGAAUCCAUCUCCUUCUUUCAACCAUACAAAGUCUCAGAAAUCAAGCUCCAAUUCCUUGAAAGAUCAUUUGUUUUUGGUAAAUGGGUAUUCAAACUUCUUUCUUUACUUUUUUGCUCCUCCUCUUACAAUGCCGCUCCUCACCACUUUUCCGCACUGUCCCUCACUUUCCUACCCGCCAAAGACCCUCCUUUCAUCCCGAACCCGAUUCCGUUGUCCCUCGUUCGGAGCCAAAAUGACAGCUAGCGACAAAAACGGUGCGGCCAUCCUGUGGUUCAAGCAUGACCUACGCAUCGACGAUCACCCGGGACUCGUAGCCGCCUCCAAAUCUCGAGUCCUCCUCCCUCUCUAUGUCUUCGAUCAUCGCAUCCUUUCCCGUGAGUUCCAUAUAUAUGCUUUUCUGAUGAAAUGCAACAGUUGGUUCUUAUUGCUGUGGAAGAUCUGAGAAAGUCAUUGAAGGAUCUGGGUUCUGAUCUGAUGAUCAGGUUUGGGAGUGCAGAAAAUGUCAUACUAGAUCUUGUGAAAGAGGUGAAAGCUACCAAUAUAUAUGCUGAAGAAGAAGUAGAGUACGAUCUACGCUUAAUGAUGGAUGUUGUAAAAAAAACCUUGGAAACAGUGUAUUCUCAGGAGGGGAGUGCAAGACUUGAGUUGUGGCAGACUCCAUUUUUUGAUACGAGGAGCUUGAAGAACCUUCCUGAAUCACAUGGUGACUUUCAGAAACUUCAAUUUUCUAUAACUUCACCACUUCCACCCCCAGCAUUAUGUAGUGUGAAAACGGAAUGCGAUUGGGGUCCUGUACCCACUUUUGAUGAUUUGAAGAAAUUUAUGAAUAAAAAUGGGUGCAAACCACAAAACAGUUGGACCUCAAUCAAGGAGACAUCAGCUGAAAGUAUUUUGCAGAUUGAAUUACUGAAGCCUGGGGAAAGAAAUCGAAAGGAUUUAAGCUUUAGGCACAGCCAAAGGAAACAAAUAGAUAAAUCUGCUUUUGUCACACAAAAAGGAAAUAUCGUGGGAGGUGGGACAAACACUGUAUUGAAUGCCUUGGCUGCUUACUUGAGAUAUUUGGAGGGAACAGCUCGAGAUGACUGGCAGGAGGUACAUGAAAGACUCCGCAAUGCUGAAACACGGGAUGGAGCAUCAUUUAUUGCACUCUUCGGCCCUGCACUCUGUCUUGGCAUCAUAUCUAGAAGGAGGGUACAUUAUGAAGCUAUAAUAUAUGAGAAAGAACGAAAUGCUGGGUUUUUAUCUCCUUUUGGAUAUUCAGCAGCCACUGUUGCUGCAGCAAUCGAUGCUGUGUGUUCAAUGGAGUGGUAUUGGGUCAUGGCUCUAAAAAGUCUUAUAAGUUAUGAUGAACCAUAUUCUAUUCGGAUUUGGAGAUGGAAGGGCUUUCUAAUUCAGUAUACAGUUCUUGGUCAUGAAGGUCCUGCUAUUCUUCUUGUUCAUGGUUUUGGUGCUUUUUUGGGGCACUACCGUGAUAAUAUAUAUGGUAUAGCUGAAGGUGGAAACAGAGUUUGGGCCCUUACAAUUUUGGGAUUUGGCAAAUCGGAAAAGCCAAACAUUGUAUAUACUGAGCUCAUGUGGGCUGAGUUGCUCAGAGAUUUUAUUGUUGAAGUUGUGGGCGAGCCAGUGCAUCUUGUUGGUAAUUCAAUUGGUGGUUACAUUGUUGCUAUUGUUGCUCGUUUUUGGCAUACUUUGGCCAAGUCUGUCGUCCUCAUUAACAGUGCUGGCGAUAUUAUUCCAGGAUACGCUUCUGUGCCAUUCACAAAAUUGUUUCAGGAGAGAAAAAUUUCAGGUGCUUCAUGGUUAGGUGCUCGACUCCUUUUGUUCUUCUUGAGGUCGAGACUUAAGGACAUAGUGAAGAAUUGCUAUCCAACCAAGCCUGAGCGAGUAGAUGACUGGCUCCUUGAUGAAAUGCUGAGAGCAUCAUACGAUCCUGGUGUCCCAGUGGUCUUGGAAAGUAUCUUCAGCUUCAAUAUCUCAAUUCCUUUAAAUUAUCUCUUGGAAGGAUUCAAGGAAACGGUUCUGAUUAUACAGGGCAUGAAAGAUCCAAUCUCUGACUCAAAGUCCAAAGUGGUUAUGCUUAAAGAGAAUUGUGCAGGAGUUAUAAUAAGGGAAUUAGAUGCUGGCCAUUGCCCACACGACGAGCUGCCACAAGAAGUGAAUUCUAUUAUCUGCGAAUGGGUAGCGUCAGUCCAUAGUAAACUUCCUGCCGAGAGCCUUCCCUAGAUUGAAUUGGUGCUUUGAACACAUGUCAAAUAGGGCAAAAUUUUUCCAUGUUACCACCCUUUUGACUUCAUGUUUCCUAUUUGUUCAUACUGUCUUUUCCCAUCCUUUGGGAUUCUUUCAUUC